CGCUGAUGUUUUCCGUCGGCAACUCGACGGUUCAUUCAGACAAGCUCUCUUUCAGCUACAGCAUAAUUACACCUGAUACUUUUGUCUCACUUUUAUUUAUCAUUUCAUUUGCCAACCCUUGUGUCGCACUGUCAGGCGGAUUCACUUUCUGAUUGUACGAAACGGCGAUGACGAUACUCACUCGCUCCCCCGCGACUCUUUCAUUGCAGUUGUUUUCCACGGCUGUUCGACGUAAUGCAUCAACAGCUCGCUUUUUCCAUUUUUCCCCGCUGAGGACAGCCGUUGCCCAUCCUAUUACAGCUCAUGGACCUCCCCCGAAAGCCCCUGCACCGGCGCGAGAAUUUGGGGAGCAGCAAAAACAGGAGCAGCAACAGCAACAGCAACAGCAACAAGCAACAGAGGAAGAAGCGAAGGUUGCCGGAACUGAAAAAGAGACUCCGGCGCGACCAUCGAAACCUUCUGCUCUCAAAAAACGGUUUUGGAAAAAUGUCGAUGUUAGAAAGAAGCCGGAGGAAUAUCAAGUUUUGCUUGAUACCAGACCUGUCCGGACGCCGACCAAGGAUAUUCUUUCGAUCCCGCCAACCAAGCCUCAUCUGGCACACGCGAUUGCUCUGGAGUGGGAUGUAAUGACUUCAGCCCAACAAGCCCUGAAGCAUCAUCUGAUCCCGUUGACUUCGUUGACUGCACGGGGAGCGGACAUUGCUCGGGAAGAUGCGCAAGGCCAGACCACCACCAGGGAACAAAUCGUGAGGACUACCAUGCGAUAUCUAGAUACCGAUACAUUGCUUUGCUGGGUUCCGGAGAAGAACCCGUACUCGCCACCGGAAGUGGAUGAGAAGGGCGAGAAGAAGGAGAGUCUCCGUGAUGUCCAGGAACGAGUGGCCAGGGACGUUAUUGCGUAUCUGAGCACCAAGGUCUGGCCAGGGAUUGAAAUCAAACCUAUCCUGGAUGAGGGCAGCAUUAUCCCGGCUUCUCAACCGCAGGCUACGAAAGACAUUAUAAAGACAUGGAUCUACAACCUCCAGGCUUAUGAUCUAGCCGGCUUCGAGCGAGGAGUACUCGGUUCCAAGAGUUUACUCAUCGCCGCGAGAUUGGUGGCUGAAUGGAGCGAGAACUUCCGCCACGCGCAGAACGUGGAGCAGAGAAGGUUCGGUAUCGAGGAGGCCGCUGAAGCAUCGACCUUGGAAGUCAGGUGGCAGACUGACAUGUGGGGUGAGGUGGAAGAUACCCACGAUGUUGACAAGGAGGACGUUAAGAGGCAGCUGGGCAGUGUGGUUGUCUUGGUCAGCGGGGAGACUCGAUAAAUGUCACGGGUCUGAAACGUUUGUAUAGACUCUUGUAUUCUAAAUUAGAUACCUUUCUUGAUGAGAGACUGUAAAUAUAUGCAUUGUGUGUAAUAUAUUAAAAUUGACACAUACGACACAGUAAGAAUGAAUCACUUCCUGAAC
Aspergillus glaucus CBS 516.65 is the source of this 1448-nucleotide messenger RNA. Its product is annotated as ATP synthase complex assembly protein ATP12. Lineage: Eukaryota; Fungi; Ascomycota; Eurotiomycetes; Eurotiales; Aspergillaceae. Bases 168 to 1304 code for a protein of 378 amino acids. Gene Ontology annotation, cellular component: mitochondrion. The record is from RefSeq and is a predicted model, not a curated record. Gene Ontology annotation, biological process: mitochondrial proton-transporting ATP synthase complex assembly. The transcript has 2 exons.